AUGUCCAGUCCCCUGGAGCAGGCGUUGGCUGUGAUGGUGGCCACCUUCCACAAGUACUCUGGCAAGGAGGGUGACAAGUUCAAGCUGAGUAAGGGGGAGAUGAAGGAACUUCUGCAGAAGGAGCUACCCAGCUUUGUAGGGGAAAAGGUGGAUGAGGAGGGCCUGAAGAAGCUGAUGGGCUCCCUGGAUGAGAACAGUGAUCAGGAGGUGGACUUCCAGGAGUAUGCUAUUUUCCUGGCCACUAUCACUAUCAUGUGCAACGAUUUCUUCCAGGGCUACUCAGCCCGGCCCUAA
Messenger RNA from Pipistrellus nathusii (Nathusius's pipistrelle), 294 nucleotides. Lineage: Eukaryota; Metazoa; Chordata; Mammalia; Chiroptera; Vespertilionidae. The record is from the annotation of a GenBank genome assembly.